Messenger RNA from Apis laboriosa (Himalayan honeybee), 4958 nucleotides. RefSeq names its product nuclear receptor subfamily 2 group F member 1-A (gene svp). Gene Ontology annotation, molecular function: RNA polymerase II cis-regulatory region sequence-specific DNA binding; zinc ion binding; nuclear receptor activity. Gene Ontology annotation, biological process: regulation of transcription by RNA polymerase II; anatomical structure development; cell differentiation. The coding region runs from base 1751 to 3124 and encodes 457 amino acids. The transcript has 4 exons. The record is from RefSeq and is a predicted model, not a curated record. Lineage: Eukaryota; Metazoa; Arthropoda; Insecta; Hymenoptera; Apidae.
UUAGUCGGCAGUCGGUCUCUGGUCGGCCCCAAGAAUAGUCGUAUCGAGGCGGUAGUCGAGUAUCACCUCUCUUCUUCUCCUCCUCCUGCUGCUUGUGCCGGCACGAGCGCACUCGUCGUCGCAACCCACCGCGCGCACACGGGAGAACACGCGCGGCUUAUCGACUGGGCUGUGCGCGCGCGCGCGCGCAUUCCUCCUCUUUCUCGCUCUCUCUCUCUCUUUCUCUCUUUCUCUCCUCGCCUUCCAUCUCGCCUUCCUUCCUUCCUCCUCCGUCUCCCUCUUUCUCUGCACGCAGUACCUCGUGACUGGCCUCUCCUCCUCCUCUUCCUCCUCCCGGUCCGCUCCUCCUCCACCUCCGCCGCCUCCAUCGCCACCUCCACCUCCACCAUCACCACCACCACCACCUUUGCCUCCUUCUUUCGUCUUCCCUCUCGCACACACACACGCACUCAUACGCGCCCCCUCCCUCCCCCUCGCCCAUAUCCAGCGGUACACUCCACCCUGUGGUGUCGUCGUGCGUGCGGAGCGCACACCCUCUCCGCCCUGUGACUCGGCGGCUCGUGCCACCGCGCAUCCACCCAGCGCCGAUAUACCGCGAUACCGCGGAUACCACGACGCGGGGAUACGCGGCUGAUCUACCGCGUGCGCGCGAUCGCGAUCUCGAUCUCGAUCCCGAUUCAGAUCCCGAUUUCGUCCGAGGCUCGAAGGCUCCGCUCAGUGUCACCGCUCGUUCUUUCGCGUGUGUGUGUGUGUGUGCGCGCGCGCGCGUGUCCUACGACCCGCCUUCUCUCUUUCUUUUUUUUUUUCUCUCUUUUCCUUUUUCCUUCUCUUUCGUACUCUCUCUCUCUCUCUUUCUCUCUCCGAUUCCUUUCCUUUCCUUACCUUUCCUUGCUCGUCUCUCGAGAAGAGUAUAUACGCACGGAGAGUAAUACCACGUUGUUGCGAAACAAGGUGCGAAGUGUGUGCGCGCGAUCGCGAUCGGUCGUCGUCGGUGGUGGAUCCAUCCAUCCGACCAACCAACCAACCAUCUAUCCAUCCAUCCAUCCAUCCAUCCGUUUCCCUGUAUUCUCGUCUGUCCCCGGCAGAGCGACGAGCAAGCGUCCCUCUCGACUCUCUCGAAGCUCGGAUGCUUGGGUCGCCGACGAAGGCAACGAACGGGGAACCCCGCCGCCCGACCGAGAUGUCGCGCACGGGACAAGGAUCCCAGAGGUCGCGCGAACUCUGCCUAGUGCGCGAGUGAGUGAGGAAGAAAAAGAGUGCGUGAGAGAGUUUGUCGCCUUGGCCGAAGCCGAGCGUUUUCGACCGCCUCUCUCUCAAAUUUGUCUUUAAGGUGGUGCGCGAAACACGCGAAACUCCGUUGGUGGAACAAGAGGAACAAGGGGGCAAGGGAGCAGCGCCAACAAGAGCGACGUAAACGUGGCCUGAUCCUCGGCGAGCCCGUGCCCAAGGAGCCGAGCGAGGCAAAGCUUGACAAAUAAUCCUCGAUCGAGGAAACGAGGCGAAGAGAAACGAGGGAGGCAAGAAGGAGGAAGAGAAGUUGGACGGGGUGGUCGCGGCCGCGGAAGAAGAGGAAACCGGCAGGGUGGUUCGAGGCGGGACAGGAGGCGCUGACGCCCUGGCGACUGCCGGGGUGGUUUACCCGGCCGCGACAGCGACGUUGUUCCCUGGCCGGGUGUCAGCCGGACACCACCACCCCGAGUUCACCACCACGUUGGAGGUGGGGUUCCCGGCGCGCGGCACCACCGCCUCCAUGGCGUUGGUGGCCGCGCCGCCCUCGUGGCCUUCGCGGGACCCUGGGGCCAGCCUGGCAGCGACCGGCGCGGCCGCGGCGGCAGCCGCUGCCGCGGCCGGCGCCGCGGCCGCCGCCGCAUCCGCCACGGGCCCAGGCCCCAUCCAGAUCGCCCCCCCGCCCCCCAUGCCCCCGACCCACCUCACGCCCUCCGCCACGCCGGAGGACAUCACCUGCCUCGUGCCCCCGGCCGGGGUUCUCACGCCCAGGGACCCCUUGCCGCCCAGCACCACCCCCGGCAGCCAGGCCAACAGCUCCCAGUCGGGCAGCUCGCAAACCGACAAAUCGCCCAACAUCGAGUGCGUCGUGUGCGGGGACAAGAGCAGCGGCAAACACUACGGCCAGUUCACCUGCGAGGGAUGCAAAAGCUUCUUCAAGAGAAGCGUAAGGAGAAACCUAACUUACUCGUGUCGGGGGAAUAGGAACUGUCCCAUCGACCAACACCAUAGGAAUCAGUGCCAGUUUUGUCGAUUGAAAAAGUGCCUGAAGAUGGGCAUGCGACGGGAAGCGGUGCAAAGGGGACGAGUGCCGCCGUCGCAGCCGUCGCUACCAGGUUUGCCGGGCCAGUUCGCCCUGACGAACGGGGACGCCGUGGCGUGCGCGAGCCUCAACGGCCACUCGUACCUGUCCUCGUACAUAAGCCUCCUCCUCAGGGCGGAACCGUACCCGACCUCGCGCUACGGCCAGUGCAUGCAGCCCAACAACAUCAUGGGGAUCGACAACAUAUGCGAGCUGGCCGCCCGCCUCCUAUUCUCGGCGGUCGAGUGGGCAAGGAACAUCCCGUUCUUCCCCGACCUCCAGGUCACCGACCAGGUAGCCCUCCUCAGGCUAGUGUGGAGCGAGCUGUUCGUGCUGAACGCGAGCCAGUGCUCGAUGCCGCUCCACGUGGCGCCCCUCCUCGCCGCGGCGGGCCUCCACGCGUCCCCGAUGGCCGCGGACCGCGUCGUCGCCUUCAUGGACCACAUCAGGAUCUUUCAGGAGCAAGUCGAGAAGCUGAAGGCCCUCCACGUAGACUCCGCCGAGUACAGCUGCCUCAAGGCCAUCGUCCUCUUCACCACAGACGCGUGCGGGUUGUCGGACGUUGCCCACAUCGAGUCGCUUCAGGAGAAGUCGCAGUGCGCGCUCGAGGAGUACUGCAGGACCCAAUACCCGAACCAGCCGACGAGAUUCGGCAAGCUGUUGCUUAGAUUGCCGUCCCUGAGGACGGUCUCGUCCCAGGUGAUCGAGCAGCUGUUCUUCGUACGACUGGUCGGGAAAACGCCGAUCGAGACGUUGAUCAGGGACAUGUUGCUCAGCGGCAGCAGUUUCAACUGGCCCUACAUGUCCACGAUGUGACACACUGUCUGGCGACACUUGGCUUCCGCGUAAUGAUCAACCAACCGCCGUCAACCAAUUACCCCUCCCCCCUCCCCUUCGAACAACAACCUCCUUCGAACGACGCCGCCGCCACCACCCGAUCGCCGAUCGUGAAAACAGGGCCCGACGCGCGACGAGGGAAGAUGGUCGCCGCGGAGGAGAGGACGAGCGACGAGGAAAGGAAGGAAGGACAAGUUCGUGUCAACGUGUGAAAACGGGAGGAGAAGACGUCGUCGCGCGUUUCGAUCGCUUUUCUCGAUCGCGAUUAACGACAAUAAGUGGAGGAGGAAGGGGAUAGAAGAAAGGGGCGCGAAGAAAUCGUGAAUUGAUGGUCGAUGGGGGAGGGGAGGGGAUCGGCGAGAAGACACGCUUAGUUAGUUUUUCUUCGCCUUCCUCCCCCGCCACCACUUUCGUUGCGACGGGCAAGCUUAACUUAGCGAUGAGCGAGCUUAUUUCCCCUCCCACGAUCGGAAAAAAAGCGACGUAUGGACGAGGAGAUCUGUCUCGUUAUUAUUUAAUCCCUCUCCUCCCCCCUCCCCACUCGAUCGAAACGAUUGGGAAUCGAUUACGUAAGCAACGAUUACGAUUAUUAAGACGAUUCGAAGAAGCUCGAAUAAACGACGCGCGCGACCAGCCUGUAACUGGACGAACGCCUAUAUUUUUUUCUGAACGCGGAUAUAUGUUCGAUCGAGGGCUGGUCGCGAGUCACGAAUUCGAACAUAUAUAUAUAUAUAUAAAAUGUUAUUAUACGAGUUGGCAACGCGGUGGACGAACAGCGACGAUCCUCCGGAAUACUCGGGGGGAGGGGACGCAAUGUGAUAAUAAGCGUACGUGGAGAUUCCCGAAACACGGUGCUUUCUUACUUUAUAAAUAAAUGAAUGAAUAAAUAAAUAAAUAAAUAAGUAAGUAAGUAAAUAAAUAAAUAAAUAAAUAAAUAAAUAAAUAAAUAAAUAAAUACUGUACGAUAAAAUGCCGGGGCUCGACGCGUUGUACAGGGUUGGCCGUAGUAGUGGAGGCCGGCGAACGAAGAGAGAAGAGAUAAAGGAAGGCGGGGGAAAUGAUCGAAGACUGCGCCCACGACACGCGUACGUGGCAACGUCGAACUAGUUACUUACAAUUAGACAACCAUUUAGGGGUAUAUGGGAAUAUUUCUAAUAUUUUUAAGCAGCGAUCGAUUUUCUUAAAAAAAAAAAAUUGCGACGCGCGCGCGCAAACACACACGCAGAACACGAAUAUACACAUACAAAUACACAUAUAACAUAUAUACACACAUACACAAUAUAUAUAUAUAUAUAUAUAUACGCAAGGAGCGAAGGAGCAACGCGUCUCGAUGAAAAUCUACGAGGCGUACGCGGUCCAGGCGAUCGGGAAUCGAAUCGAAUCGAAUCGAAUCGAGUCGAAUCGAGUCGAAUCGAGUCGAGUCGAAUCGAGUCGAGUCGAGUCGAGUCGAGUCGGAUCGAGUCGAAGGUAGCGAGCUUUUCGAGCGUCUCGCAUGGAUUCCACGCCCGAGACGCGUCCCCCUCGUCGAACGCGAUUUUUUUCUCCCCGGAGAAAUUGUAUUAUAUAUAUAUCAAACACGAAUGUGCGUUGUGUGGUUGAAUGUACGUAGACCGAAAAUCGGACAUCUAUGUAGCGUUAUGUAUAAAGGCGCGAGAAGAUUUUUGUAUAAAAAAACGUGUACAUAAUUAAUAUAUAUGCAUAUAUAUAUAUAAAAAAUACAGAUAUAAAUACGAUUAUAAAUAUACGAACGUAAGCGCGAAAUAUAAACACGUAAUAUACGUAUGAAUGUAAAGAAAUAUAUAUGUCAGAAUUA